AUGGAUGCUCAAUAUGUACCUCAAGGAAGAUCAAGACGUUUUGCUAAACAAGCAACAAAUCUACAUCAUUUUCGGGUUGCAAUCUUUUUGGAAGUAAUUGAUUUGCAUCUUCAAGAGAUUGAUAACCGUUUUAAUGAGAAGAACAUGGAGUUACUUACAUGCAUGGCUUCCCUGAGUCCUAGAAGUAACUUUUCAUCUUGUGAUAAAGAGAGGAUACUUAAACUUGCUUCUUUAUAUCCCGAAGAGUUUUCAUGCUAUGAUUUAACGGCUCUUGAUCUUCAACUUGAUGUCUUCUUGGAUUCUAUGCAAAAUGAUGAAAGAUUUCAUGAUUUGCAAGAUAUCAAUUCUCUUUCCAUGAUGCUUGUUAAAACAAGGAGACAUGAGACUUUUCCUCUUAUACAUUUGCUAAUCAAGUUGAUGUUGAUUCUUCCUGUUGCUACGGCAAGUGUAGAAAGAGUGUCUUCCGCAAUGACGUUUGUCAAAAAUAAGUUGAGAAAUAGCAUGGGUGAUCAACUAGUGAAUGAUUGUUUGGUUACUUACAUUGAGAAGGAAGUGUUUCUACAACAUCGGAUUUGA
Messenger RNA from Amaranthus tricolor (Joseph's coat), 576 nucleotides. RefSeq lists its product as uncharacterized. The transcript has 2 exons. Gene Ontology annotation, molecular function: protein dimerization activity. The record is from RefSeq and is a predicted model, not a curated record. NCBI's taxonomy places the organism in Eukaryota, Viridiplantae, Streptophyta, Magnoliopsida, Caryophyllales, Amaranthaceae. Bases 1 to 576 code for a protein of 191 amino acids.